Messenger RNA from Dunckerocampus dactyliophorus (ringed pipefish), 6124 nucleotides. RefSeq names its product rho-associated, coiled-coil containing protein kinase 2a (gene rock2a). Bases 741 to 4886 code for a protein of 1381 amino acids. Gene Ontology annotation, biological process: embryonic morphogenesis; positive regulation of centrosome duplication; actomyosin structure organization. Gene Ontology annotation, molecular function: ATP binding; small GTPase binding; Rho-dependent protein serine/threonine kinase activity. Gene Ontology annotation, cellular component: cytoskeleton; centrosome; cytoplasm. The transcript has 32 exons. The record is from RefSeq and is a predicted model, not a curated record. Lineage: Eukaryota; Metazoa; Chordata; Actinopteri; Syngnathiformes; Syngnathidae.
AGGAGGGAGAUUCCAGACUGUGUAUGUGUGUGUACGUGUGUCAGUAUGUAGAUGUGAUGAUUGUGUGGGAGUUGGGCUUUCUAUUCCAGCGCGACAACAGGAACUUUUUUACAACAUCAAACGAGAAGAAACGAGACGAGAAGGCAGUAGUAAGGUGUUGGAAAAUGCGAGAAGGAAUCCAGGAAGAGAGCGCGUGCCUAUUAACCAUUGAGCGCGGGAGAGCAGACAUUGUUAUCGUGGCUCCUUCGCGACACUUGUGGCACCGCGGAGUAUAAACUCCCAGCCGAACGGACGUGUAACUUUUCUUGAAUGGGUUGAAGUGAAGCGUUUUGUCUUCGAAACGCGAGUCCGAGGCAUUUCCAGACGUUCAAAAAAGGAAAGGGGAGGCGAGGGGGCUUCAAGAAAACGCCCUGUUGCCGCUGCCUGUUAUCUCCAAGCACAAACUUUAUCGUCGACUUGGGAAAAAAAUGCGGGAGGUGAGACGUUAUGUGGAACGUUAUCUUUGUUGGCUGAAAGGCUAACUGCCUUCUUUCUCCAAGUUUCGGGAAGUGUUUUUGCUUUGGGAAUAUUUGAUCUCCUCAUUGUUGCACACAAUUCCCGUCGGAGGCUAUCUGGGUGGGCUGGGAGCCCCAAGGCUGCUCCUCUAGGCCCCACGAAUAACCAAGUUUCACAUGUAAACCCAUACAAUCAGUGAAAAACCCCAUAAUUCUUCAUAUUAUAGUACGAGUGACACUACAGACAUGUCUCAGGGCGCCGAGAGGAGGAUGGAAACCCGGCUGAAGAAGUUGGAGGACAUGAUGAGAAACCCCAAGUCUGCCUUAAACCUGGAAAGUUUGCUGGACUCCAUAAAUGCUCUAGUCUUAGAUUUGGACUACCCUGCGCUUCGCAAGAAUAAAAACAUUGAAACCUUCUUGAACAGAUAUGACGCCGUCAUAAGACAAGUUCGAGAGCUCCAGAUGAAGUCAGAUGACUUUGACAGAGUGAAAGUUAUUGGUCGAGGAGCUUUUGGUGAGGUUCAACUGGUCAGGCAUAAAGCCUCCCAGAAAGUCUACGCCAUGAAGCUUCUUAGCAAGUUUGAGAUGAUCAAACGCUCAGAUUCUGCCUUCUUCUGGGAAGAAAGGGACAUCAUGGCCUUUGCCAACAGUUCGUGGGUGGUGCAGUUGUGCUGCGCCUUCCAAGAUGAGCACUACCUCUACAUGGUGAUGGAGUACAUGCCAGGAGGUGACCUGGUCAACCUCACCAGUACUUAUGACGUGCCGGAGAAAUGGGCCAAGUUUUACACGGCGGAGGUGGUGAUGGCACUGGAUGCUAUUCACUCGAUGGGCUUCAUCCACCGCGAUGUCAAGCCAGACAACAUGCUGCUGGACAGACACGGUCACCUGAAGCUUGCAGACUUCGGCACCUGCAUGAAGAUGGAUUCUACUGGCAUGGUGCACUGUGACACAGCAGUUGGAACUCCUGACUACAUCUCUCCUGAAGUGUUGAAAUCCCAGGGAGGUGAUGGGUAUUAUGGGAGAGAGUGUGACUGGUGGUCUGUUGGGGUCUUCAUCUUUGAAAUGCUUGUUGGUGACACACCUUUUUAUGCUGACUCUCUGGUGGGAACCUACAGUAAGAUCAUGGACCAUAAAAACUCCCUCAACUUCCCUGAUGAUGUGGAGAUCUCUAAAGAUGCCAAGAAUAUAAUCUGUGCCUUCUUGACUGACAGGGAGGUGCGAUUGGGCCGGAAUGGUGUGGACGAGAUCAAGCGGCACCCAUUCUUCAGGAAUGACCAGUGGACCUUUGACACCAUCAGAGACACGGUUGCACCUGUGGUCCCUGAACUAAGCAGUGACAUAGACACCAGUAAUUUUGAUGAGAUUGAAGAUGACAAAGGUGAUGUGGAGACAUUCCCCACACCCAAGGCUUUUGUUGGAAAUCAGCUUCCCUUUGUUGGCUUCACCUACUUCAAAGAAGACCAGUUACUAAAUGCUUCCAACAACUCCUCAGUUAUUAAUGACAAUUCUAAGGUAGAGACAGCAUCAUCGUCUACAGCGCUCCAGAAAAAGCUUCACCACUUUGAGGUGCAGCUGAAUAAUGAGAAGCAAGCCAAAGAUGAUCUAGAGCACAAAUUCAGAGCUGCCACAAGUCGUAUGGACAAAAUCUCCAAAGAACUUGAAGAAGAGGUGACCAGCAGGAAGAAUUUGGAGUCAAGCUUGAGGCAGCUAGAAAGGGAAAAGGCUCUUCUGCAGCACAAGAGCCUGGAGAGCCAUCGCAAAGCUGAGAGCGAGGCUGACAGGAAACGCUGUCUGGAAAAUGAAGUCAACAACCUCCGUGACCAGCUGGAUGACUUAAAAAGAAGAAAUCAGAAUUCACACAUUUCCAAUGAGAAGAACAUUCAUCUGCAGAAACAGCUGGAAGAAGCCAACACAUUUCUACGGGCUGAAUCCGAGUCUGCGACAAGGCUGCGUAAAGCUCAGACAGAGAACAGCAAACAGCUGCAGCAGCUGGAGGUCAACGUGCGCGAGCUGCAGGACAAAUGCUGUCUGCUGGAACGCAGCAAGUUAAGCCUGGAGAAGGAAUGCAUCAGCCUACAGGCCGCCUUGGAGACAGAACGUAGGGAGCACAGCCAGGGCUCAGAGACUAUCAGCGACUUGAUGGGGCGUAUUUCUGGCCUCGAGGAGGAGGUACAACAACAGAGACGAGCUCUUUCCAAAGUGGAGACAGAGAAGAGACAUCUUCAGGAGAAACUCACUGACCUGGAGAAGGAAAAGAGCAACAAGGAGAUUGAUUUGACUUAUAAGCUCAAGGUGCUGCAGCAGGAGCUGGAUCAGGAGGAGAGCUCUCAUAAAGCCACCAGGGCACUGCUCGCUGACAAGAGCAAGAUAAAAGUAACCAUUGAGGGUGCCAAGUCAGAGUCCAUGAAGGACAUGGAACAGAAGCUGGCAGAGGAACGAGCAGCCAAACUGCGACUGGAGAACAGAAUACUGGAACUGGAGAAGCACAGCAGCAUGAUGGACUGUGACUAUAAACAAGCUCUUCAAAAGCUGGAUGAACUGCGCAAACAUAAAGACCACCUCACAGAGGAGGUGAAGAAUCUGACGCUGAAGAUUGAGCAGGAAACACAGAAACGUAACCUGACUCAGAACGACUUGAAGGUCCAGAACCAACAACUCAACUCUCUGCGAUCAUCAGAAAAGCAGCUCAAGCAAGAAACAAAUCAUCUACUGGACAUUAAACGCAGCUUGGAAAAACAGAACUACGAGCUGCGCAAAGAAAGACAAGACACAGACGGCCAAAUGAAGGAACUACAAGACCAAUUAGAAGCUGAGCAGUAUUUUUCUACGCUGUACAAGACCCAGGUUCGUGAACUAAAAGAGGAAUGUGAGGAGAGGAACAAGCUCUUCAAAGAAGUGCAACAAUCACUUCAGGAACUACAGGAGGAAAGAGAUUCUCUGGCAGCCCAGCUGGAAAUCACACUGACUAAGGCUGACUCAGAGCAGCUGGCACGCUCUAUUGCUGAGGAACAGUACUCUGACCUGGAGAAGGAAAAAAUCAUGAAGGAACUGGAGCUAAAGGAGAUGAUGGCCCGCCAUCGUCAGGAAUUGUCUGAGAAAGACAUCACCAUCAGUUCGUUGGAAGAAGCCAAUAGGACCCUGACCAGUGACGUCGCCAACCUAGCUAAUGAGAAGGAGGAGCUAAACAAUAAAAUGAAGGAUGCCCUUGAAGAAACAGAGAAGUCAAAUGAUUGGGAGCAGCAGAUCAGUCAGAUGAAGAACACAUUUGAGAAGCAGCUGCAGUCUGAGCGGACGCUGAAAACUCAGGCUGUCAACAAGCUGGCAGAAAUUAUGAACCGGAAGGAGGUGCGAGGUGGAAGUAGUCGCCGUGGCAAUGACACAGACAUGCGGCGAAAGGAGAAGGAAAACAGAAAGCUCCAGCUGGAGCUGAGGUCAGAGAAGGAAAAGCUCAACAGUACCAUCAUCAAAUAUCAGAGAGAGAUCAACGAAAUGCAAGCGCAAUUGGCAGAUGAGAGUCAAAUGAGAAUUGAGCUGCAGAUGGCUCUAGACAGUAAAGACAGUGACAUCGAACAGUUGAGAAAUCUCCUGCAGUCACUCAGUGUUCAGUCAAUGGACUCUGCCAGCAUCAGUAGUGGACCAGAAUUUGAGGCUGAUGAUGCGUUUACAGAAACAAGGCUUGAAGGAUGGUUAUCCCUCCCAGUACGAAACAACACUAAGAAAUUCGGAUGGGAGAAAAAGUAUGUUGUUGUGAGCAGCAAGAAGAUUCUCUUCUACAAGAGUGAACAAGACAAAGAGCAGUCCAUUCCUUAUAUGGUCCUUGAUAUAGACAAACUCUUCCAUGUGAGACCUGUCACUCAAACGGAUGUCUACCGUGCUGAUGCCAAAGAAAUUCCAAGAAUAUUCCAGAUUCUUUAUGCCAAUGAAGGUGAGAGCAAAAAGGAGCCAGAGUUUCCUGUGGAGCCUUUACCAAUUGGAGAAAAGACCAGCUACAUUUGUCAUAAAGGCCAUGAGUUCAUUCCCACACUGUACCACUUCCCUACCAACUGUGAGGCGUGCACCAAACCGCUGUGGAAUAUGUUCAAGCCCCCACCGGCUCUAGAAUGUCGGCGUUGCCACAUCAAGUGCCAUAAAGAUCAUAUGGACAAAAAAGAAGAGAUCAUUGCUCCAUGCAAAGUGAACUAUGAUGUGUCCACGGCCAAGAACCUGCUGCUGCUGGCCACGUCCCAGGAAGAGCAGAAGAAGUGGGUGAGCCGCCUGGUCAAGAAGAUCCCCAAAAAGCCACCACCUCCUGAGAAUUUUGCACGCUCCUCACCACGCGCUUCCAUGAAAGUCCAGCCCAGUCAGUCCAUGAGGAGGCCCAGUCGACAGCUCCCCACCAGCAAGAGCAGCUAACCUUGUGCUGAAGGAUUGUGGUGCAUCUUGAAGAGGUUUCCUCUUAAAUUGAAGACUGUAUACAAAGCUCUGUUGGCCGAUAUGCACACUGAACUUCACUUCUUCACGACUCACCCUCCUGCUUCAGACCACAACUUCCAACAGCCCAUCUCCGUUGUGUUCAAGCUCAUACGACUGUAAUGAAAAACUGCAACCCAUUUGUCUCCUGCGAGCCCUUGAAAAGAACAUUUAAGUGUCUCUUGGGGGACACUCGCUGUCGCUGGGGUGCUCCCACCGAACAGCGAAGGAUCCACACUUACCUCAACUCGUGAUGGAAGGGCCCAAUACCAAAAUUUUGUCAUCUCAUGUUUUCUUUAUUAGGAACUAAAAAUAUAAAUACUUUGUCACUUGAAGUGGAAAACUACACACAAAAUCCUGCACAGCGGUAAUUUGUUGGUUCAUUGUGCUGCUUAUUCAGAUACCAACAUGCCUGUUUAAUCAGUUACAAAUGACCAGAAUUCCCUCGCGGAUCCUCUUCAUCCCACCAACCUGCACUGUCAGUUCUGAGUUAUAAUGUUUACUGAAUUUAAGGGGUGCACCCUUAAUGCUUUCCUAAUCAAAGCUCAGCUCCUUGUUGUUGUUUGAAUGUAAAAUGUGGGAUGUACCAGAGACGAGACCCAAGCAUUGUAUUCCUUCAAUCCAAAUAUACUUGACUGAAGCCCUCUUGUUAACACCAAUUACUGAAAGAUCUUGCAUGUCAAUUUCUUUUCUUUCUUUUUCCACGCACUUAAACAUUGUGGACCCACGAAGACGUGUAGUUUUGUGUCAUUCUCGACUAUGAAAAGAAGGGAAAUGUAACAAUAAGCAGAGUGAAUAAGGGUUUGUUAUCAUAAUCCAAUUAACGUACUGGGUGGCACUAUUCCAUUGAAAGUUUUUCUUUAUAAAGUCUUUGUUGUGAUAUUUUUGUAUUAAAAGUAACCAGACGCUAGAGUUUGGCCACAUCGUUUGUGUAUGUGACUUUUCUAGUAGCUGGAGAGACACGGAGUGCUUGUGUGUGUAUACCAAGUGCUCUCCUUGAACUAAGAAGCAUGUUUUAUACAUAGAAAUAUACACAGUAUAUAUUUUACAUGCCAUACAGUGCACAUAUUAUUUAUACAGCUGUGUCCACUUUCUUUUUAAGGGCUUUACAUCCAGACUGCAUGUUGGCUACCAAACACUUCUCUAUAAUAACCACUUCAACAAUAAAGAUGUGGAUGUGC